Molecule: messenger RNA, 2939 nt
Organism: Myodes glareolus (Bank vole)
Lineage: Eukaryota; Metazoa; Chordata; Mammalia; Rodentia; Cricetidae
Product: disintegrin and metalloproteinase domain-containing protein 24-like
Biological process (GO): male gonad development; proteolysis
Cellular component (GO): sperm head plasma membrane; external side of plasma membrane; plasma membrane
Molecular function (GO): metalloendopeptidase activity
Source: RefSeq, a predicted model, not a curated record
AGGAUUUCUGUUCUCUUUGUCAUGUGAGUUCUCAGAAAUCAUUGUUUAUAAACUGAUUCUUACAAAUAAACCAUGAAUAGGUCCACACCAAGAAAUCAUCACCACAUCUCUUGGUUCUCCUGCCCUAAUGGAUCCAGUCUUCCAGAAGACAGAGUAUUAAAGGUCAGUGCUGCAUGAGAUCAAGACAAAAGAAGGAUCCAGGCAGCAGAACUACAUCCCGCCCUCCUUUGCUCUCUCCAGUAGGACAAGGUGGCUAUGAGUGAGGUUCCAGUACAUGUAAGAAUCGCUCUCCUGCAGGUAUGGUUGAGGGUGCUGCUCUUUCCUUCUAUAUGGCCCCUGACUUGGUGUGCUGAAUUCAACACUCUUCCAGAAGUAGUGAUACCCUUGAGGGUAACCGUCUCUCGGAGAAACAUGAAUCUUGCCGGCUGGAAGUCCUAUAGCCUACACUUCGGAGGCCAGAGACACAUUAUCUCCAUGAAGCCCCAAAACUUUCUGGUAUCCAGCCAGCUCUCUGUGUUCACCUACAGUGAUCAAGGAGACCUCAUUGAGGAUCGGCCUUUUGUCCAGAAAGACUGCUAUUAUCUAGGUUUUGUGGAAGGAAAGCCAGAAUCCGCGGUUGCUCUGACCACCUGUUUUGGGGGCUUACAAGGGACAUUACAGAUAAACGACACAGCUUAUGAAAUUAGACCCAAGAGCCCUUCUUCCACCUUUGAACAUCUAGUUUAUAAAACAGACAGUGAAAAAACUCAAUUAUGUUCCAUGAGUUGUGCAUUAACAGAUGAAGAAACAGCAGGGCAAGUUAGACCUCGAGAGGAUGAAGACUCCUCCGAAACACAAGUUGUCUAUGGGGCAUGGUGGACUCACAAAUUGUAUAUUGAACUGGCGUUGGUUAUAGACCAUGAACAAUUCCUUUAUCGAGGUCGUAAUACUUCUCUUGUGCUGCGAGAUGUAUUCAUGGUUAUGAAUGGACUAAAUUACUUCUUAUUUCCAGUGGAUAUUAACGUGGCUUUACUUGGACUUGUAAUCUGGAGUAAGGAAAACCCCAUACCAGUGAAAGAUAUAUAUACUCUCUUGCCAGAAUUUUGUAAGUGGAAGAGAGAACACCUUGAUUCUUACCUACAACAUGAUAUUGCACAUCUCUUUGUGAAUUAUAAUUUUAGUAACUAUUUUGGCAUAGCUUAUGUUGGAACUAUAUGUAAUAAGACAUUUGGUUGUGGAGUUGAGAGUCUCUUGGGAGAAAAUUUUUUUACCUUUGGGUGUAUUGUGGCACAUGAGAUAGGUCAUAAUUUGGGCAUGCCCCAUGAUGGGAUAUUUUGUACAUGUGGAGGAGGACCAUGUGUGAUGUCUGCUACAACAAGAUGUGACAGAAAAUUCAGCAACUGUAGUUAUGCUGCAUUGUGGAAAAACACAGCCAAAGCAAGCUGUAUGUACAAUAAAGUCAACCUUUCGGAUACCUAUCCAUUGAAGUUCUGUGGGAACGGGGUGAUUGAUGAAGGUGAGGAGUGUGACUGUGGACCCCCUGAAUUGUGUGACUAUAGUCUCUGUUGUCUGCCUGGCUGUACUCUCAGGCCUGGAGCUAGCUGUGAUGCCGGGCUAUGCUGCAGCUACCUAUGCCAACUUCUGCCAUCUGGCACUGUGUGUAGAAUAAAGGAGAACGAAUGUGACCUCCCAGAAUGGUGCAAUGGAACCUCACAUGAGUGCCCAGAAGAUGUGUUUUUACAGGAUGGAAGCUCUUGCAGUGAUGGUGGCUACUGCUAUGAAAAAAGAUGUAACAGCCAUGACGAACAGUGCCGGAGACUUUUUGGCAAGGAUGCCAGGAAAGCAUCCGACAGUUGCUACCAGGAAGUCAACACUUAUGGUGAUCGUUUUGGUAACUGUGGAAUAAUAGACAAUGUCUAUGUGAAAUGUAAUAACUCAGAUAUCCUCUGCGGAAGAGUUCAGUGUAAAGAAGUGAAAAUUCUUCCUAUUUGGAGCAGCCAUUAUACUGUACAUUGGACUCAUUUCAAGGGUGUCUCCUGCUGGGGUACUGACUACCAUUUUGGAAUGAGCAUCCCUGACCUUGGUGACAUAAAAGAUGGCACACACUGUGGUCCAGAGCAUGUGUGCAUGAACAGAAAGUGUGUCAAUAAGUCGAUCUGGGCAAGCGAGUGUUCACCAAAGACCUGCAACAGGAAUGGAGUCUGCAAUAAUAAACAUCAUUGCCAUUGUGAUGAUGGCUGGAGUCCACCAUAUUGCCUGCUAAAGGGCACUGGAGGGAGUAUUGACAGCGGUCCAUCUUCUGAAAGCAAAAAUAAGGAGGAGGAUAAAGAGAAAGACAAGGACAAAGACAAGGACAAAGACAAGGACAAGGAGAUGGAGAGGAAGUCACAGAAUGAUAGCUUCAUAAGUUGGAUAUUUCCUAUUUCUUUUGCGGUUUUGCUUUUACUUUUAUUUCUUUGGAUUAUCAAGGACUCUACACCACCACCUGAGAAAGAAGAGACUAAGCCAUUACACGAGGAAGAAGAGACUAAACCAUUACACGAGAAAGAAGAGACUAAACCAUCACACGAGGAAGAAGAGACUAAACCAUCACAUGAGGAAGAAGAGACUAAACCAUCACAUGAGGAAGAAGAGACUAAACCAUCACAUGAGGAAGAAGAGACUAAACCAUCACAUGAGGAAGAAGAGACUAAAUCAUCACAUGAGGAAGAAGAGACCAGCACUUCUUCUUCAACAGCUUCAACUAACACAGAGUAGAAUAUGUGUGAAAUUAUUCUUUAACAUUUAACGAAAUUUCCCACAUAGGAAUUUUUAGUGUCCCAGUGGGAGAAACGCUAUUGUGUGUAUUAUAAACAAAUGAUAAAAGAUCCCAGCAAUCUAUGAUAGGUCGGAAAAAUGCACUUUCAUCAGUCAAUAAAAAUAAAAGCUAUCAUAUGGCUACUCUUCAUAGCCUGAAAACA